AUGUGUCUGUGCAACCUGUUCUUUUCUUUUCUACUAUGAUUCAUUUUACUGGAUGCACAUCCAAGGCCAACUGAGCAACACCUAUACCAGAGGUUGACUGUGUCUACAAUUGAUAAGGGAGAAGAGGGCAGUUAUAGUGGCCUGGCACUGACACUAGAAUUGCAUUUCAAUGCUAUUGCAUUGCUAUCUGUAAUGCUUUCAUGGGGCCCAAUUAUUUGCCCCUCAGUGAUGCAUCACUGUUUGGUUUUACAUACUGCUCAUUGCAUUGUCACCUUUUUAACAUAGGCCUACUGUCAUAAUAUGGAGCAAACUAAAUAAUUAACUAACCAAUAAAGUAUGUGUAAUGGGUAUUACAUGAUGGGAUUUGGAGGGCAUGUAGGUGUACCCUAAUGUCUGAAAUGCGUUUCCCCGUUCAAGUCAUUGGAUUUUGAAAGCUACACACUGCAAAUGUGGGGGUGAUAACUCAACAAGGCAUGCAGAAACAGUUGGGGGAAAAACAUUCGAUGAAGGCAUGACUGUGAAUGCACAAGAACACAUAGAAGGAUAUGGCCGUUUGCAAGACGCAUGAAACAUUUCCUGCGAACACAGGUUUGAAUAGCGGUAUACGAGGUGCGCUGAACAGCUGGCUGAACAUGCCCUUUGUUUUGGGUCUGCGCGUGCGUGACGUAUAAUAUCCUAGACGUGACGUAUUGGAUGAGGGACACAUGACAGUUCAGUUCUUCCUGGACUCUUAUGAUGGGGACCCAAGUAAAAGACGUUGUCAUCAAAGCUGAUGCUCCAUAUGCUCUUCUAUUGGACAAGCAUGCUGAUUAUAUAGCAGCGUAUGGCUCCAAGAAGGAUGACUAUGAAUACACGUUGUCCGAGUACCUCAGAAUGAGUGGGAUAUACUGGGGCCUGACUGUGAUGGACCUGAUGGGCCAGCUUGACCGAAUGAACCGCGCUGAGAUCACGGAGUUCAUCAAGUCAUGUCAGCAUGAGUGUGGAGGCCUCAGUGCCAGCAUUGGCCACGACCCCCACCUGCUGUAUACACUGAGUGCUGUACAGAUUCUGUCACUAUAUGAUGACCUCAGUGCCAUCAACGUCGAUAAGGUGGUAGAGUAUGUGAAAGGCUUACAGCAGGAUGAUGGUUCAUUUGCGGGAGACAAAUGGGGUGAAAUAGACACACGGUUCUCGUUUUGUGCAGUAGCAACUCUUGCUUUACUGGGCAAGUUGGACGCAAUCAAUGUGGACAAGGCAGUGGAAUUUGUUCUUUCCUGCAUGAACUUUGAUGGUGGCUUCGGCUGCCGACCUGGAUCAGAAUCUCAUGCGGGUCAGAUCUACUGCUGCACCGGUUUCUUGUCCAUCACCGGCCAGCUGCACCAGGUGAAUGCUGACCUGCUCGGCUGGUGGCUGUGUGAGCGACAGCUCCCCUCAGGGGGCUUAAACGGGCGCCCAGAGAAGCUACCUGAUGUGUGUUACUCCUGGUGGGUUCUUGCCUCUCUGAAGAUUAUUGGCCGAAUUCAUUGGAUUGACAAAACCAAGCUGAGCACAUUCAUCCUAGCUUGUCAAGACGAAGAAACUGGGGGCUUUGCUGAUAGGCCAGGAGACAUGGUGGAUCCUUUCCACACCCUGUUUGGUGUGGCGGGGUUAUCGCUCCUUGGGGACGAGCAGGUGAAGGCAGUGAAUCCCGUGUUCUGCAUGCCCGAGGACGUGAUGCGGAGGCUCCAGCUUCACCCAGAACUGCUGAGCUAACGCACACGACUCAAGUCAACUCAACGCCACACCGCACACCUCACCACCACCACCACCACCCUCACACACACCUCCAGUCUCAGCAUCACCUAGCCCUCUACCAGGCCAUCGAAGCAAAGGGAAUGAAUGGGAGAAGGCCAGAUGCUAAUGAGCUGGAAAAUGGCUUUUGGAUGCUUCUGUCAGCCGGUGUCUACGAUGGCAGCGAAAUUUAACCCUUGACUGUCCUGGAUGUGUGUUAUCUGGCCACCUGGUGUGUACUCAAUUAGUGGUGAUAAUACACUGGUCCUUUGGUGAUGAUGACGUGACGGUACUGUACAUGUGUCGGAUACUGAUGCCAGUGUGCUUCCGAGCAGCCAGAUUGACUUAUUCCAUUCCAUCUCCCUGGUGGGUGUGUGGUGCCUUCAUUCUGCACUAGGUCAAUCCCCUGUCACUUUUAUUGAGAAGAUAAUCCUUAGGUAAUCAGUAUGGGUGUCUCUUUUUCUCCUAAAGUCAGUAUGUGCAGGAUUUCGAGGUGUCAAUUAUGUAAGUAAUUGUAGGGUCUUAAGUCUAUAAACUGAAUAUGCAAUAUGGUCACUUAGGGGUGUAUCUACGGUAUGUUGUGUAAAACAAGGUUCAUCUUGUAGAACCAGUUUCAUUCUAUUUCAUUAUAAAAUCAGUUUACAGUUUCAGUUCAGUUACCGUUUAUACAAUUUCUGAAUGCCAUAGCCUCAACUCUAAACACAAGCAUGAACGUUGCUUAAUUUAUUCAGUUUUACUUUACUCUCUGCACUUCACUUUUUACGUUCUAUUUUAUUACUGUAUGUAAGAAUGUAGAGAUAUUUCUAAAGUUAUGUUACCAUCUCCAUCACAGUUGAGCAAAGAGAUUUCAUUUGAGAAUUCAGAGCGAUGUGUAAGCAGUUUGUAUGGAGACUCAUAACUGCAUCCCUUAGUAAUUAACCAUCAUGAAAUAGCCAAGGUUUCUUGUUUCUGUGGUCUGAAUGCUGCUCGGUCUGUAUGUAUGCUUUUUAAAAUAAAACUUGUUUUAAAGAAGA
Messenger RNA from Engraulis encrasicolus (European anchovy), 2762 nucleotides. RefSeq names its product Rab geranylgeranyltransferase subunit beta (gene rabggtb). Gene Ontology annotation, cellular component: Rab-protein geranylgeranyltransferase complex. The coding region runs from base 733 to 1731 and encodes 332 amino acids. NCBI's taxonomy places the organism in Eukaryota, Metazoa, Chordata, Actinopteri, Clupeiformes, Engraulidae. The transcript is spliced from 9 exons. The record is from RefSeq and is a predicted model, not a curated record. Gene Ontology annotation, biological process: protein geranylgeranylation. Gene Ontology annotation, molecular function: Rab geranylgeranyltransferase activity.